Linum trigynum is the source of this 2380-nucleotide messenger RNA. NCBI's taxonomy places the organism in Eukaryota, Viridiplantae, Streptophyta, Magnoliopsida, Malpighiales, Linaceae. The record is from the annotation of a GenBank genome assembly.
GCCUCUCUCUCUCCAGAAGUCGUACUCCAAAAUCGGCGGCGGCAGCAGCAGCUCCGGCUCCGGUUCAACGGUCCAGUCGUCCUCUCACUCUCUCUUCAGGGCUUGCUAGGGUAAGCGGAGGGAAGGGAAGAAGGAAGGAGGAUGGGAAGAGGUGCGGCGCAGCUCAUGGAUACGAAGACGAAGAAGAGGAGAAGAGAGGACGAGAAAGAAGAGAAGGAAGGAGAAGUAGCGAGGAAGGGAAGUUCGGAGAUAUUUGCAGAUUGUUCUUUCUCUAGUCUCGGCCUUCAUUCCGCCCUCUGCGACCAGCUCCGUGAGAGGAUGGGGUUUGAAGCUCCGACGUUGAUACAAGCUCAAGCUAUUCCUGUUAUUCUCGCCGGCCGUCAUGUACUUGUUAAUGCUGCUACGGGCACUGGGAAAACUGUUGCCUAUUUAGCUCCAAUCAUUCAUCACUUGCAGAGUUAUGACCCUAAGAUUGGCCGCUCCCAGGGAACUUUCGGGUUGGUUCUUGUGCCUACUAGGGAGCUUUGCCUGCAAGUCUAUGAGAUUCUGCAGAAAUUAUUGCAUCGUUUUCAUUGGAUUGUCCCUGGUUAUGUAAUGGGUGGCGAAAACAGAAACAAAGAGAAAGCUCGGCUUCGCAAAGGUAUUUCCAUUCUUGUUGCAACUCCUGGGCGCCUUUUGGAUCACUUGAAGCAUACGUCUUCCUUCACACAUUCAAACCUGCGGUGGUUAAUCUUUGAUGAAGCAGAUAGAAUUUUGGAACUAGGAUUUGGCAAAGAAAUAGAGGAGAUACUGGAAGUUUUAGGGUCUAGACAAGCUGGCUCUACUGACAUGGGAAUUGAACAUUCAAGUAUCUCUAAUGGCCAGAGGCAAAAUCUGCUAUUAUCGGCUACAUUAAAUGAUAAAGUGAAUCAUCUUGCUCAAAUAAGUUUGGAAAGUCCAGUUUUGAUUGGCCUUGAGGAUGACAAGAGAGUUCAUGUGGAUCCCUCACUGGCGCGUCAUAAACUGUUAGGAUCAGAUGAUGAUGCUGAUGAUGAUAAUGAUCUUCCGAGAAGCUCAUCAGGUAAAGACUACAAUUUACCGGCGCAGGUGGUUCAAAAAUAUGUGAAAGUGCCCUGUGGUGCAAGGCUUUCGGUGCUGCUAUCCAUUCUUAAACAUCUCUUUGAAAGAGAAGCCUCAUAUAAGAUAGUGGUGUUCUUUUCAACGUGUGAUGCAGUAGAUUUUCACUAUUCUCUGUUGAGUGGAUUCUGCUGCUCAGAAUCUGGUACAGAACUCAAGAAGGAGAAGUUUUUGAAAUGCAAAACUUUUCGAUUGCAUGGAAGCAUGGAACAGGAAGAUCGAAGAACAACAUUUCAGUCUUUCAAAACCGAGAAGUCAGCUCUUCUUUUAUCAACAGAUGUUGCUUCCAGAGGCUUGGAUUUCCCUAAGGUCAGAUGUAUUAUACAGUAUGAUUCUCCUGGAGAUGCUACCGAAUAUGUUCAUAGGGUUGGCAGAACUGCCAGGUUAGGAGAGAAAGGAGAUUCUAUACUAUUUAUGCAGCCUGUAGAAGUAGAUUAUUUGAAGGAGUUGGAAACCCAUGGAGUAUCACUUACAGAGUAUCCGAUUGUCAAGAUACUGGAUAGUUUCCCCUUGUAUGGUCAAACACCACGUGGAGGAAAGAAGUCGGUGUUCUUAGAUUUACACCCUUGGUUAUUAGCUCUGCAGAGGGCACUUGAAUCAUUUGUCACAACUGAGCCAAAGGUGAAUAUACUAGCCCAGAAUGCAUUUUGCUCUUGGGUCCGUGCAUACACUGCGCACCGUGGAGAGCUGAAAAGGAUAUUCAUGGUUAAGAAGCUUCACCUGGGGCAUGUUGCCAAAAGCUUUGCUCUGAAGCAACAGCCUUCCCUUGUUGGGGGAUCUCACUCCAAGAAGAUGAAGAAGGAUCAGAAGCAGAGAGGCCUGGCUAAGCGAAGGAAGGUUGGUUCUGGUAGAAAAUGAGAACCCCAAAGCCUUGUGAUAGCUCUCAAAUUUUGCUUGGUGAAGGAUAACUAGUACAACAGAUUUUGGAGUUAUGAUAGUGAAAAACUACUGGGUUGUUGUUUAGAGAUGUGCUGUUGAAUUAGUUCAUAUUAUGUCCAUGUAAAAACUGUAUACAUAGUUUUGGCCGCUUGGAGCGAUUGCAGAUGUUCCACAAAAGCUGAGGCAACUAAUUUUGUUUUUAGGGCAAAAUCUGCUGUUUGAAUCACAGCCCCAAAUCCAGUCAAAUCUUCUGUCCAGACUGUUUAUACACAUUGGAAGAGUGCUGAGUAGGAAGAGCCGUUUAAACUUCUCUGCUGAGAUUCUCUUGCCUUCACAAAUUAAGGGUUGCUCUGGUUAUAAGCAAAAAUGAAAUUUGGGGAAAUGG